AAGGUACCUAUGCCACCUCAAGCAGUACGUGCGUAACAAAUCACAACCAGAGAGCUCAAUUGCAGAGGGAUACUUAUCCGAGGAGAUUCUCGUAUUCUGUUCAAGGUACUUAGAUAAUGUCGAGAGUAUGAUUAAUCGACCAUCCCGUGUUGAUGAUCGACCGCGUGAAGUCAUGCCUGAUGAGAGUGCAACCAUGUUCCCAGAGGUUGGAAAGGCGGUCGGGGCUGCUUCUUUUUACACCCUCACACCAGCUGAAAAAUUACAAGCUCACCGUCACGUAUUGGUCAAUUGCCUGUCUGUGGAAAAAUAUCUUGAGUAAGUGCAUUUGAAAGUAUCUACUUCGUAUGAUUUUCUACGGUUGGAGAACCUGACGUGACAUUUUUGUGACGUUUGUAGUGAGUUUAGGGCGAUCACAAAGAGAAAGUUACGAAGUAGGACAAGGUCAGAGUCUCACAUAGACAGUGUUGUGCACAGAGAAUUUUCCGAUUGGUUCAAGCGUAAGGUUACAUUGGGAAGCAGCAUGCUUUCAAACAAAUUGCAGUGGCUUGCAUGUGGGCCCAAUGUUCAAGUUAGCCGAUAUACAUCCUACAACGUAAAUGGAUUUAAGUUCAGAACCCUAUCGAGAGAGGAAGGGUUGAAAACUCAAAAUAGUGGGGUGUAUGUCACUUCUGACACUAGGAGUUACGCAAGCAAGCGCGAUAGUAAUGUUGCCGUUGGUAGCAUCUCGUAUUAUGGAAAACUAUUGGACAUCAUUGAGUUAAAUUACAGUGGUCAAUUCACAGUCGUCUUGUUUAGAUAUAUCUGGGCAAACACCACAUCUGGCAGAGGUAUGAAAAAGGACUCUUUGGGACACACAUUGAUUAACUUCUCUCAUCCAAUUCAUACCGGUGAUCGAGAAGAUGAUGAACCGUAUAUUCUUGCAUCCGAGGCUCGCCUAGUGUACUAUGUCGAGGAUGACGCUGAUAAAGAAUGGAGUGUGGUAAUCCAUGUAAACCCAAGGGACAUGUUUGAAAUGGGUGAAGAUAUAGGACAGUGUAACUUCGAAUUUUCUCCCCAACCGAUUCUGACUGGGUUGGCUGAGUUUGACGUCGAAGGUUUGUCAUUGAGACGGGACGACGAUUUGGAGGAACCAACCACUGAUGCCAUCGAUAACUGCGACGAGGCUGCCUAUAUAUAGAUGUCUUCGGAGACUAAUUCUGGACAUGGGCGCUAUUUUUAUAGUGUAUAUCACUGUUGAGGGUUAUAAGAUCGCAUAAAUAUUAAUUAGCAUCUAGCAUGUAAUAGGUUCUUAGAACUUGGAUACACCUGAUGUAUAUUCCUAUUUAUUUAUAAUUAAUUUACCUGGAGAAUGUGAUUUUUUAAAC
This is a messenger RNA of Arachis ipaensis, 1364 nucleotides long. NCBI's taxonomy places the organism in Eukaryota, Viridiplantae, Streptophyta, Magnoliopsida, Fabales, Fabaceae. The record is from RefSeq and is a predicted model, not a curated record.